AUGGCGCAGUAUCAAGGUUUGAAGCAAGAAGAAUCGAGAAGAGAAGAAAGAAGUCAAGAAGAUCUGGCACACAUUGCGCCAGAAACAGCAAUGCGCCCAUAUUUAUCCUUCACUCCAAUCAAUCUUAAUCGUUCAAAAAGCCUAAAUCCAAUAUCACCUUUGACACGAACGAUCGAUCCAUUGAGAGCUUUGCGCAACAUAGAUGUCUACGACGUACCAGAUGACGCUCCGAAUCUUCCCAUCCCAGGUGGUAAAAAGCGAAGAACUUCACGCUCGAAGAAUGUUCCCACGAAAACCUUACCCAAUGCAAAGUCACAUAAAAAUGCUACUGUUGAAGCUUGUGGUGCUGAAAUACUUGAGGUAGCAUCGCCGAAAAGAAGGAAAAUUCCUAUGAAAGGAGCGCAACCUGCAUUCAAGGUUCCCUCUAGAGUAAAAGCAAUAUCGGCCCAUCAAGGUCUUGAGCAAUUAUCCAACGAAUCGGGCGACAGACCUUCUGUUUCUCAAUUGAUUACACCAACUGAUACUCAGAAGAGAUCUAAGAAGAGAGCGCUUUCUGCCACAGUUACUAAGCGGAAGAGGUCUUCAGAAUUGUUUCAGAAUUCAACAAUUACCAAACCGUCAUUGUCUUGUUUCACUUCAAAGCCUCCAAGAGAGGAACCACAAUCCAUCAACCGACUACAAGGUUUCACAACAACUGAGGAACAGAUGAAACUUAAUUCGAAUGGAAUCGCGAACACGACUUUGCGGAAAUUAGCAACUUUUAGAUAUGUACCUCGCGAUGAGAAUCCAUUGGCAAAUCAAUCGGCUACUGCGAGCAAAAGAGAGGAUACUUGUGUAAGCCUAAAUGAGUAUCGUGAUGAAUCUAGUUUUGAAGAGUCAAAUCAUCCCUCAUCAGACUAUGGGCAUGUAUCAAGUGACACAUUUUUUGAAGAGGCUUUGUGGAUUCCAAAACAGCCUGUCGAUAGCAAUGAGCCUGACACUAUUUGUGUUAAUCAACCUCAAACCCAUUCUUUUUCUGAGAAUCAAUUGACCUCUUUCACGCAGCAGGAAUCACCCCAGAUUGAUUACUCGCUAACCCAAUCUAAUGGCCCUCUCACCUUUAGUGAAGGAACACCGGAGAAUGCUCUUGAAAAAUUCACCAAUAAUGACGUUGACAGGCAGCAGUCGCAACAAGUGCCAGCAACAACAUACAAUAGUGGGACCACUGACCUUGGUGAUAUGACUCCCGAGUCAUCAGAAUACAAUACACGUCUUCCAGAAGUUAACGGUCAGCUGCCCAACACAGGAUUCGAGCAAGAACAAGCUCAGAAUUCUCAGCAUUCACUGGCACUUGUGCCAACAAUUAGAGCCGAAACCUAUCAUAACGACAUUCAAUUUGAGCGAUCAGUCAUUGGAGAAGGCAUGCCAACGAUUACAGAACCUCCUCUAGAUUGUGUUGACAGCGAUAGUUUUGACGAUGACAUCGACGAUGAAGAUUUGUUAGCAUUGGUUGCAGAUCCUGUUAUUCUCCAAUCUCCCAUGAGAUGCCAAUUGAUCCAAAGCAUUCCAGUACGACUAUCUUCACCCUACAUUUCACAUAUUGUUUCUUCUUCACGCACGAGGACGACACAAUUACACGAUUUCGUCACUCUUUCGCAAGAAGUCACUCGCACUCGCACUGCAUCUCCACCUAUUGUAAUAGAUGAGGAUGGCGAUUUCCCAAUGGAUACUAGUUUGGAAGAAGAAUUGUUUCGACUCGCAGGAACAGGUCAAGUUCAAGGUGUUGUAGAAUCAUUCGAACCACCGCCAAGCUUAACCCUUCCGCGUGACGGUGAUGAUACUGACAGGGAAGUAUACGAUGAUACUCUUCAAUUCUCAUCACCUACGUCCCGAGAAUCAUUUUCUGAUGGAAUAGCGCUGGCCAAAUCUACUGAUAGAUCUAGUCCCUCGAAACCUCCAGCGGCACAAGAAGAUGCCGAUUGGGGGUAUAUUACAUCGACGGCUUUGAGAUCGGUCAAAGCCCCAGUCGUUCAAUGUUCCGAGGCCCUCGGCCAAUCAUUGAGAAGCACACCUCUAGAGAAAUUGUCUACACCUGUUCAAUCGAUUCAAACUAAGAUAUCGAAGAUGUGGCUUGAUGAUAGUCAUGAAUAUCAACACCUUGCACCAUUUGCUCGGCCGAAAUUUCCCCAAUUGGUUCAAGACCGAUGCCCAAUCAAUGGAUUAUCGUCUCAAACCAUUCUUCGGGUUUGUUUCCGGAUUGGUGAGAUGCUUAAAGAAGGAGGUCGAUGCAAUGCAUUAGGUCAAGACGCAAUUAUUGAGCUCUUUGCGCGUGUUAAUUUCUCAUCUCGAGAACCUGGUACUACUAAACAGCAUUUUCAAUUCGCAGACUUAUUUCAUGAUCGACCACCAUUUGCUAAGGGUAUUCUCGCGAAUUUCAAGACGACGGGACUGGCUGAGAGUGAAAGCAAAAUCUUCAUCGAAUCAAGCGAAUCGUUGAUGGCAAGAUGUUUGGGCAGAGUCAAGAAGGACGGCAAAAACGGUUCUUGGUUGUUGCAUAUCAUCAAUGUGAGAGUGACAGAUUGGGAAGAGAUAAGGUGGACGAAAAGAAUUGUUUGUGGAGAGUGUGGAGAAGAAGCCGAUGUAAAGACGAUUGCUACGGUUGCUAACUUAUGA
Messenger RNA from Botrytis porri, 2652 nucleotides. RefSeq lists its product as uncharacterized. The transcript has 2 exons. The record is from RefSeq and is a predicted model, not a curated record. The coding region runs from base 1 to 2652 and encodes 883 amino acids. NCBI's taxonomy places the organism in Eukaryota, Fungi, Ascomycota, Leotiomycetes, Helotiales, Sclerotiniaceae.